UGAGUGCAGUUGUGUCAAACUCAAUCUCAACAUAACCAAAACGUUAUAUCUUAGAAGUAAAUUAAUUGUCUUAUCGAUUAAUCGUACAUUUGUAAUAAGUGCAGUGAACAUUUUACCUUAAUAUUAUGACUUCUUCUUUUCUUCUUAACUGUUUGUGUUCUUUCGUGGGUUCGUUUUUUUAAAUGUCCGUGUCUAAUGCCAAUCAAAAUCAAUCGAUCUUCCUACAAUUAGGCCAAUUCUUAUGGUAGAUUUAUAUUCUUAGUUUUCAUUGCAAGGUUCGCCUGAUAUUAUUUGUUAUACUUCAGCCUAGCCUAUUUUAGAUUUCAACAUGAGAAACUCAUGUAAUUGCUACAGCUGUUGUUACUUUAUAUCUCUUGUCACUUUGGGUUCAGUUUUCAUUACAGUAUUAUUAUCCAUAAUUUUAGGAGAAUCCACCUCAUAUUUUUCUAAAAUUGAUGAUUUUCAUAACAACCAACCCCGAAUACCUUUUGCCAUCAACACCUGGCCUUUUACUAACGCAACUGCUGCAGCAUGGGAUGCUUUGUACAACCGCAAUCUCUCUGCUCUGGAUGCAGUUGAGAUCGGGUGCACAGUUUGCGAACAGGAGCAAUGCGAUUUCACUGUUGGCUACGGAGGAAGUCCUGACGAGAACGGGGAAACUACUCUCGACGCUUUUAUCAUGGACGGGAUGACGAUGAACGUCGGUGCUGUCGGAGCGUUACGAGGUGUAAAAUCCGCCAUCUCUGUGGCACGGAGAGUCCUGGAGAACACCAAACACUCCAUUCUUGUCGGAGAGUUGGCCACUCAGUUCGCCAUCAACAUGGGCUUCAAGUCAGAAUCUUUGUCGACGAACCAGUCAGAAGCUACUUGGCGGAAUUGGGUCGGAAGCAACUGUCAACCAAACUAUUGGACCAAUGUGGCUCCUGAUCCCAAGCAGCAGUGUGGGCCGUACAAACCUCGCAGAGGCAGCGACGGGACAAACGGUGAAACCAAACAGCCCGGCCACGACACAAUCUCUAUGAUAGCCAUGGACCGGCUGGGUCAGGUAGCCGUGGGGACUAGUAGCAACGGAGCCAAUCAUAAAAUACCCGGGAGGGUGGGAGAUGCUCCACUUGUAGGGGCUGGAGGCUACGCAGACGGGGCUGUAGGCGGGGCAGCUUGUACUGGAGAUGGAGACGUCAUGAUGCGUUUUCUGCCCAGUUUCCUGGCUGUGGAAGAGAUGCGAAGAGGUUCGUCUCCUGCUGCAGCGACUCGAGAGGCCGUCUCUCGUAUCAAACAGUUCUACCCAUCAUUCAGUGGCGCCAUCAUUGCUGCCAACCUGUAUGGUGAGUACGCAGCCGCUUGUCAUGGAAUGGACACGUUCCCUUUCUCUGUUCAUGAUCCGCACCAUCCAGAGGGGAUUGUUUUACGAGUUCCGUGUAUAUGAGACGAACUGUAAUUGUUCACUUCUAAAAUUGCUAAAUUUAUAGGAAAUGUUUUCAAAUACAAUAUUGGGUGCUAUAUUUUGUGUAGUUCUAUUUGAAUUACCGGAAUUUAGUAUAUUGCAGUGACUAGGUUAUUUUGAAGAUGUAACCAACAGAUAAUUACCAUUAGGAUAUUACUUUAUUUUGUUGUCUUUCCACGCCAUUGGCACCUAACGUCUUUUGGAAUAAACCUUGGUCUCGAUACAACCUUUGUCACGAGUUGUUGUAGAAUAGAAUCAUUGAAGUGAUAGUCGAUAAAUAUUUACAACUGUGCCAAGAAUAGUUAACUAAGGAUUGGGGUUAUGAAUACCUUCUCAAUACCAAAGAAAGAUUUAGUAAAAAAGAUUUUGUGCCUUAACACUAAGUCACCUCUUCUAGAAGUUAAGUCAUAUACUAUUUAGUUGUAUAAAUUAGUGUAGUAGAACUCCAAUUAUCCGAAUCAAUUUGAACCGUACCCCAUUUUGAAAUUUAAAAUUCGGAAAAUUGGAUUUUUACCAAAAUUCAGAGUCAAAGAGUCUGCAACGAUUGUCACAAUCACAAAAUUUACCUUUUCAACGCAAUUGCGGAGUACGAUAAUGAUUUUGGCAGGAGACGAUCAAUGAUGGUGUCUACACAACUGUGGAUUUAUCUAUCAUUUUGCCGCGAGCGUGAAACACGAUGAUUAUGUUACCAAGAAUACAGGAGACGAUGAUGGUGUCAAAAAUGCCAUGGGAUAUAUUUAUCAUUUUUCCGCAAUCACGAAAAAUGAUGACGAUGUUACCGUGACCGCGGGAGACAUUGAUGGUGUCAACACAACAUUGAUGGUGUUAACACAGUCGUGAGACAGGUUUUGGAUUUUUCCUUGAUGAUGGUUUCUGCCUUAUUUAAUAACGAUUCGUAUUGCUGUGAUUUUAAAUUUUUAAAUAAUAUCUGUAAGCAAUUUGGAUAGUUGGAGUUCGGAUAAUUGGAGUUCUACUGUACUCAAAUGUUAGUAUCUAAUUAUUUCCAAUACUGUGUGUGUUUAUAUAUUUACUACUUGUUUGUUAAAACUGCACAAGGCCUUAAUGUUAUGAAAUCUAAUAUUCUUAUUGGUUUAAAAAGUAGCAUUGGUUCAUUUUCCUUAAAUAUAUAUAUUUGAUACUUUUAAUACUGGAAAUAGGUUAUCAAACUGCAAAAACGUGUUAUUAAAAUUUAAGUAAGA
Messenger RNA from Macrosteles quadrilineatus (aster leafhopper), 2643 nucleotides. Its product is annotated as N(4)-(Beta-N-acetylglucosaminyl)-L-asparaginase-like. Bases 329 to 1426 code for a protein of 365 amino acids. Gene Ontology annotation, biological process: protein deglycosylation. NCBI's taxonomy places the organism in Eukaryota, Metazoa, Arthropoda, Insecta, Hemiptera, Cicadellidae. Gene Ontology annotation, molecular function: N4-(beta-N-acetylglucosaminyl)-L-asparaginase activity. The transcript is spliced from 6 exons. The record is from RefSeq and is a predicted model, not a curated record.